UCUUCUUCCGCUUCUUCCUCUUUGUUCUUCCUCUUCCUUUUCGCUUGAUCCCCGAAGGGGAUCGGAGAGAGAGACAAAUCGAGUGUUCAUUUGGCAGAAUUGAUGGUGUUUUUCGAUUUGUUCUUCGUAGUCUGGGCUACGGCCUUUGCAACGCCGACAGCCGCCGGCGCCGCCGCGUCGUCGACGUUCACUCCCGCGGAUAACUUCCUGUUGGACUGCGGCGCCACUUCGGCGGCCACGAUGCCAGAUGGCCGCGCGUUCGAGACUGAUGCAGAGUCCGCGCCAUUUCUCUCUGCCAAGGACGACGUCAGCGCCUCCGUGCCCUCCGUCCCCGGCGACGUCCCCUCCCCGCUCUACCUCUCCGCCAGGAUCUUCAAGGGAGAUGCUACCUUCAGCUUCGCCCUCUCCCGCCCAGGCUGGCACUGGAUCCGCCUCCACUUCUUCCCCGUUGAAUACCCGGACUUCAACCUCACCCAGGCCGUCUUCUCCGUCUCCACCGACGAAUUCGUGCUCCUCCACAGCUUCUCCGUCGAGGGAUACUCCGGCGGUUGGGUCCUCAGGGAGUACCUUGUCAACGCCACCGACCCACGCCUCGCCCUGCACUUCUCCCCUCAACGCAACUCCGUCGCCUUCGUCAACGGCAUCGAGGUCGUCUCCGCCCCCGAUGCGCUCCUCCCUGACUCCGCCUCCACCAUCGCGCCCGUCGGAGAGACCGCCGGACUCUCCCUCCACGCCUUCCAGGUGGCGCACCGGAUCAACGUCGGCGGCCCGGCCAUCACCUCCGCCAACGACACCCUCGGCCGAAACUGGGGUCCCGACGCGCCCUUCCUCCAACCGCCCGCCGGUAAAAACGUCUCCGUCUCCCCCGGCAUCAUCAAGUACCCGGAGGGCGUGACGCCGCUCAUUGCGCCCAACUCGGUCUACGCCACCGCCGUCGAAAUGGCGGACGCGGAGGUGGCAAAUCCUAAUUUCAACGUGACGUGGGCCUUCCCCGUGAACCCCAGCUUCGCCUACCUCCUUCGCCUCCAUUUCUGCGACAUCGUCAGCCAGUCGCUCAACGACCUCUACUUCAACGUCUAUGUCAACGGCCAGAUGGCGAUCUCCGGCCUCGACCUCUCCACCAUCACCGGCGAGUUGGCUUCGGCUUACUAUAAAGACAUCGUCCUCAAUGCCUCGGUGGCGGCGGACCAGAUCACGGUCCAGAUAGGCCUGAUGAAGGAGCCUGCCGGCCGAGUCGACGCGCUGCUCAAUGGCGUGGAGAUUUUGAAGUUGAGCAACUCGGUCGGGAGCCUCGACAGCGAGUUCGGAGUCGACGGGUCCAAAGCCGACGACGGCGACUGGAAGAUCACGAUGGUGGCGGUGGGAUUCGCGAUGAUGCUCGGCGCAUUUGUCGGCCUCGGCGCGAUGGUGCUGAAGUGGAGCAAGCGGCCAGAGGGUUGGGAGAGGCGGAGUAGCUUCUCAUCCUGGCUCCUGCCAGUGCACACCGGGAACACGAGUUUCACGGCGAGCAGAGGGUACGGCUACAGCACGAACAAGAGCAGCGCCUUCGCCUCCUCCACGAUGGGCUUCGGCCGCUACCUCUCCUUGGCGGAGCUCCAAAGGGCGACCAAGAACUUCGACAAGAACGCGGUCGUCGGCGUCGGCGGCUUCGGGAACGUGUACCUCGGCGAGCUGGAGGAUGGCACCAAGGUGGCGGUGAAGCGCGGGAAUCCGCAGUCGGAGCAGGGGAUCAACGAGUUCCAAACAGAGAUUCAAAUGCUGUCCAAGUUCCGGCACCGGCACUUGGUGUCGCUCAUCGGCUACUGUGACGAGAACUCGGAGAUGAUCCUGGUGUACGAGUACAUGGCCAACGGCCCCUUGAGAGACCACCUCUACGGCAACGGCUUGCCUCCCCUGUCUUGGAAACAGAGGUUGGAGAUCUGCAUCGGGGCGGCGCGGGGGCUGCACUACCUGCACACCGGCACGGCGCAGGGGAUCAUUCACCGCGACGUGAAGAGCACCAACAUCCUCCUCGACGACGCGUUCGUGGCCAAGGUGUCGGACUUCGGGCUGUCCAAGGACGCGCCGGGGAUGAACCAGACGCACGUCAGCACGGCGGUGAAGGGCAGCUUCGGCUACCUGGACCCGGAGUACUUCCGGAGCCAGCAGCUGACGGACAAGUCGGACGUGUACUCGUUCGGGGUGGUGCUGCUGGAGGUUCUCUGCGCGCGUCCGGCGCUCGACCCGGCGCUGCCGCGGGAGCAAGUGAACCUGGCGGAAUGGGCGAUGCAGUGGAAGCGGAAGGGGCUGAUUGAAAAGAUCAUCGAUUCCCACAUCGCCGGGACCAUCAACCAGGACUCGCUGAACAAGUUCGCCGAAGCGUCGGAGAAGUGCCUGGCGAAUUACAGCGUCGACCGGCCGUCCAUGGGAGACGUGCUCUGGAGCCUGGAGCGCGCGCUCCAGAUGCAGGAGGCGAACCCGCCGGCGGCCGCGCUGCAGCAGCAGCAUACGCCGCCGCCGAGAGAAUAUAAGGAGGCGUCUGGCACGAGCACAAGUCCAGUGGUGGCGGCGCCGACCAUCAACCAGUCGCUGGAGAACUCGAGCACGGCGAUGGCGAACGAGCUGUUUGAACAGUUCGCGGCGAAAGGAAGGUGAGGAAGAAGAAU
Molecule: messenger RNA, 2645 nt
Organism: Zingiber officinale
Lineage: Eukaryota; Viridiplantae; Streptophyta; Magnoliopsida; Zingiberales; Zingiberaceae
Product: probable receptor-like protein kinase At4g39110
Exons: 1
Coding region: 103-2634 (843 amino acids)
Biological process (GO): protein autophosphorylation
Cellular component (GO): plasmodesma; plasma membrane
Molecular function (GO): ATP binding; transmembrane receptor protein tyrosine kinase activity
Source: RefSeq, a predicted model, not a curated record